AUGGAUAUUGUGACGGACGUCCAAGCGAGCGGGCACCAUCUUGAUAGUCCAGAAAAAAGCUCGAGUCCCGAAUCUCAUCGGCUCAUGGGGAGUUCCCAGUCUGCGAAUCAAUACACCAUCGAUGCACCAGGUAUCGCCACGCGUCAAGUCACAUCUACUGAAGUUGGCGCUUCAAACCCACUUCAAGAUCAAACUGCGUUAGAAAGAUCUCAGGAAGCGGUGCUACCUUAUCAAGGGCUUGUAACGAAUAGGGAAAGUCGUAUCAACUUGGACCAAGCCGGUCGAUCCGAACAUCAAAAGGUGCUCACAGAGUUCAAUGCCAAGCACGGAUUGAUCGCUCUUCAAGUCAGAGUUCAAUCGUGGGUGAAAGCUCAGACCACGCAACUCAUCUUCAACAAAGACUUCGCGAGUUCACCUCUCUCUUGUGGAUUUUGA
Puccinia graminis f. sp. tritici CRL 75-36-700-3 is the source of this 435-nucleotide messenger RNA. RefSeq lists its product as uncharacterized. NCBI's taxonomy places the organism in Eukaryota, Fungi, Basidiomycota, Pucciniomycetes, Pucciniales, Pucciniaceae. Bases 1 to 435 code for a protein of 144 amino acids. The transcript is spliced from 2 exons. The record is from RefSeq and is a predicted model, not a curated record.